UUUACGCAUGCGUUCUACCUAUCAGCUGACUAUGACUCUGAGAAAACUACCAACGAACGGUGUUGUUCAAUGUUCAUUGUUGGAAGAACGUCGAAGCGAGAGUAUUCACGUUGCUUCCUUUUCAACGAGCACAUCGUUCGAAUAGAAAAAAAUGUUGUUCUUUGGAGUAUUGUCUGUUCUUUUGGCAGCAGCAUCUGCUGAAUUUUGCUAUACUGAUGUUGAAGGAGCUUGCAGCACAAGACCCACACCAAAUGAUGGUGCAGUAAUACCAAAUUGUAAUGCAAAAUAUGGAGCUAUUGAGGCACUUCAAGCUGAACUUCAAUCUUAUGCAAAUGCUAAUAUUGAGUCUAGUUUUGAGUUUUUAUUAAUGUCUAGUUAUUUUGGAAAUUAUGAAGAUCAGCGUGAAGGAUUUAAAGCAUUAUAUCGUAAAUAUUCUGAUAAAAUGUGGGAGGAUGCGAUUGAUGUAAUCAAAUACAUAGCUAAACGGGGUGGUAGAAUGAACUUCAAUCAGUUGCCACAUUUCAAGAAACAAACAAAGGAGAGCAGAGUGCUGGAAUUGAAUGAACUUACCAGCUUGGCUAAAGCACUUGAUACUCAGAAGCAGCUUGCUGAUGAAGCAAUGCAUAUACAUUCUCAAGCACUGCCUCACAACAAACAUGAUGCUGCUAUUGCUCACUACAUUGAAGAACAAUUCUUGGAAUCACACACUGAACGCGUACGUGAUUUAGCAGGCUACACAACCGAUUUGAAGAACUUAUUAACCGAACGCGAUCCAUCUGUUUCUAUAUUUUUGUUUGAUGAAUAUCUUAAAAAAGCUCUAUAAAUACCUUAUAAACAAAGUUACAAAAGA
Osmia lignaria (orchard mason bee) is the source of this 850-nucleotide messenger RNA. It is a transcript of the gene Fer2LCH, whose product is annotated as ferritin 2 light chain. Gene Ontology annotation, cellular component: cytoplasm. Gene Ontology annotation, biological process: intracellular iron ion homeostasis; iron ion transport. The record is from RefSeq and is a predicted model, not a curated record. NCBI's taxonomy places the organism in Eukaryota, Metazoa, Arthropoda, Insecta, Hymenoptera, Megachilidae. Gene Ontology annotation, molecular function: ferrous iron binding; ferric iron binding.